AUGGAUGACCAUUUUAGACCUAAACUUUAUUUUUUACAUUUAAUGAUUGAUACUGAAGAGGGUAAGUAUAUAGCAUUUGAGGAUACUCAAGAGAUUUAUAGAACUGUAUCAUGGUUUCGAGACCAUAUUACAAGUCUGAUGGUGGCGACCAGACCAGUGUGUCAGGUUAUGAACAUGAAAUGUGAUUUUGUUCUUACAAAAGAAAUUUCAGAAGCUUUUGAAGUUACAAAACAAACGGUAGCUAAUGCUUGUUAA
Strongyloides ratti is the source of this 255-nucleotide messenger RNA. RefSeq lists its product as hypothetical. The record is from RefSeq and is a predicted model, not a curated record. The transcript is spliced from 2 exons. NCBI's taxonomy places the organism in Eukaryota, Metazoa, Nematoda, Chromadorea, Rhabditida, Strongyloididae. Bases 1 to 255 code for a protein of 84 amino acids.